GUUCGUGCACAUGUAGAGUUUCGAGAGAUUAUUUUAGUAAUCUUAUAUUUGCACAAAGUGCGUCAAAGAGAAUAUUUUGUUAUAUUGUUAAUUUUGUUACUUGAGGGAUAAUUCUAACACGGAAUUUUAUUUAUUUAAUCAUAGGUGAUAUUGUGAUACAAAGGGUAUUCACCCUGAAGUACAAAAGGUGCGAACAUUUCGUGAUCAGUAAUCGGUCAAGUGCCAGUGGUUUAAAUGUAACGAUACAAACAUCGUUAAUUUUUUUAUAAAUUGAUAAAUGUAUAUAGAAGAUAGGAGAAAACAUUUAAUAACUAUUGCGUUUAUGAGGAAUCAACUGACAGAGAUCAAUAUACAAAGAAGAUCGGGAAAUUCUUCACGCUAUUGAUGGAUAAAUUCGACAUUUUAAUUAUAAUAAAAAAUAGUAUUUAAAUGGAUCCGAAAAAACAAAUUGAAUCAGCGAAAGAAACAAAUAUCUUGCAUAAAGUAAACAAGAUACAUCAGAUAGGACAUCAAUGCAAAUCCAGCAAUAUCCAGCUAUCACAGACUUCCUCCGAUGUGACCAAGAAAUUGAAUCUUAUGUCACAUCCAACAAUGAAUGUCAUGCGACAUCCUGUAUCACCUGUGGUAAUGCCUGAUAUGCUAAAAGUUCCAUCCAACUUGGGCUUCUCAAAUGUCCCAUGUAAAAAAUUAAGAAUUGUAUCUCGCAACGGUAAAGAUUUGGGAGAAUUCAACGUGGAAAUGCAAAAUAAAAAUUCAUCAAAAGGACAAAUAUUCACUAUCACUAAGUUAAAUAUUUCCAAAUCUGUUUCAAAACCAGUAACACCCACUGUAAUUCCAGUAUCAUUGCAGGCCAUGAAAAGAACAAUACCGCGUAUACUCAGACAAAAGUCUUCAAAUGCAACACGAAAUAAAAUAAUGAGAUUAAUACCUGAAUCAAACAUGAAGUGUGAUAAAAGCAGCGUAUCUUCAAUAGAACCUGUAACAUGCUGUGGAAAUGACCAUUUAACAGAUAUCAGUAAGAAAAUAUCGAUUCAUGAUGAUGAGAUUAAUAGGAAGAAUAUAGAGAAUAGUAACAAUAAAAUAUUAAUUCUUGGAAAUGAGGUGAAUCUGAAAUCAUCUUUAAAUCAAACUGUCAUUGAUAAUAGUCAGAAACAUCAGGAAGCAAAACAUAAACUUAAUAAAUUAGCAAGAAAUGCUGGAUCGGCAAAUAAUGUAAAUACCUCCUUGAAUACUGAAGUUGAAAUACCAACUACUCUGGUGGGAAACAACACAGUUUCUUCUACUACAGGAAAUGUAAGUUAUAAAGAAAUCGCUGAAUCACCAUACCCUAUUGUAAGUUGUCAGAAGCUUAUAUUGAUCGCUAAUAACAAUAAUUCUACACAAGUAAUUAGUAAAAUACAUAAAAAAAAUGAUAACUCUUCCAUAAAGACUACAAAAAUUAUAAAAUGUAAAGCAGAUACUUCUUUGGGUAGUGUAUCAAAUUCCAUGCAAGCCUGCAAUUUGGAGAAUCAAAGAAGCGAUGCUAAAACAGAUAACAUGAACAAUACUGAAAGUAGGGAAGUAAGACUUUUGAGAGUUAGAAAUAAUUCGUUACUAAUCAACUCUGAAAAAAUCAAGCAAGUGGAAGAGACAAAAACACAGAGGGAUAUUAUGACAAUUGUUCCUAAUUGCGAUAAUCUUUCACUUAACAAGAAUGCGUUUUCUACGUGUAGAAAAUACCCAAAUUGUAUCUCAAAUUGGGAGAAGUCGAAUCGGGAAGAAUCUGGAUGUAUCAUUUUACCAGAUGAUACAGAAUCUGUGAACUCGGAUCAUAACAUUUCAAGAUCUGGUGAAGUCGUAACGCUGUCAAACGGAUGGAACAAAAAUUGUUCUAAGGAUAACUUGUUUCAAAAAGAUACAUCAAAAUCAUGGGAUGUUAUCAAGAAAGCGGUGAACAGUGUGAGAGAUGAGGAGUUGCGUGCACAAGCAUUAAAGGCUCUAAUGGAAUGUAGCAUUAGUGUUGAGAGACAUGUCCCGAAACAUCCUCCAGUGGAAUAUAAAUCUGUGCACGACAAGCAAGUGCAAACCUCAGUAUUCAGUCUACUCGAUCCUCAAUUCUUUGUAUUAAUUAACAAGGAUAUAGAAAGUCUUCAACGAUUACAACAUGUCACUCUUUACGAAUCGCCUCAUAUAGAAGAUCCACUUCACGUACAAGACUCACCUCACACGCAAGAUCCUCCUCACAUACAAGAUCCACUUCAUAUACAAGAUUCACCUUGCAUACAAGAUUCGGUGUUGCAAGACAAUUCCGACAAUGGCAAACAACUCCCAUUAUUCAAGAAUUCUGUCAUGUCUGAAGAAAACGACUUCGAUAUAGAUAGUUAUAUAAAUAAGAUUUGCGAGGAAAAUUUAGGUGCUCUCCAAGUGAAGGAAACUUUGUCGACGACAAACGUGAAGUAUCAAAGGAUCAUAGAACAAUUGCAGAAGGACUUCGAACUUGUCAAGAAGUACGAUGAAGAAGGCUUGUUAGGUAUACACAACGCCGUUUUAAAGAAUAACGUCUUCGACGUUCAGAGACAUAUUAUGGUACUCAAGCAGUGUAAAGAAAGCAUCGAUGUAUUUACCGAGGACGGAGUGACGAGUUUGGAGCUGGCGAUAAAAUAUGACAUGCGCGGCGAUAUCGUGAAGCUCUUGUUGCAAUCUGGAGCGCAGCCGGUGAUAUUGCAACCGUUACGUGAAUCGGCGCUGAUUAUAGCCGCCAAGCAAUCGUCGGCGUUACUGCCGAUGCUCGUUAAUCACGUUCCGAAUCCGAAACUACUGAAUCAAGUGGACGCGGAAGGUUUCGCGCCGUUGCACUACUGUUGUCUACACUGUGACGUAGAAGGAGUCACUGCACUGAUAUCAGCUGGCGCGAACGUCAAUCUGAAGGAUAUGAAGUCAGGACGGACGCCGUUGUUCCAUGCCCUGGAAAGCAACAAUCGCAGUAACCGUUCGAAGAUCGUGCAGAAACUCUUGCAUGCCGGAGCUACGACGAGUGUUACGAAUUUCGCGGGAUACACGCCUCUGCCCGUGAUAAACGACGGGAAGAGCGUGCCUUUCAUGAUGGCGUUGAGAAAAGACUCGGCGCAAGCAUCUCCGUCUGCGCAAUAAUUGCGAUUUCAAGCUCCUGAUUGGUUCCUCGCUGCAGCCUUUUAUAUAUGUGAGUUUUAUUUGUACAACUACAUAUAUAUAAUUAUAUGUUAUAUGUGUAAUUGUAUGUAUAUAUAUACAUAUAUAUAUGUUCACAUGGCAUAAAAAUACUGUUGAAUGAAAAACCGAAAAAAUAGUUUGAUUUAAUUAAGCGUACAUCAUAGAUAGCAUAAAUAUAGCAUAAGCAUUUACUUUAAUUAUAUUUGUAUAAUA
Messenger RNA from Dinoponera quadriceps, 3381 nucleotides. RefSeq lists its product as uncharacterized. The coding region runs from base 430 to 3129 and encodes 899 amino acids. Gene Ontology annotation, molecular function: protein binding. Lineage: Eukaryota; Metazoa; Arthropoda; Insecta; Hymenoptera; Formicidae. The transcript is spliced from 4 exons. The record is from RefSeq and is a predicted model, not a curated record.